This is a messenger RNA of Lutzomyia longipalpis, 7424 nucleotides long. RefSeq names its product sodium/hydrogen exchanger 3 (gene Nhe2). Gene Ontology annotation, molecular function: sodium:proton antiporter activity. NCBI's taxonomy places the organism in Eukaryota, Metazoa, Arthropoda, Insecta, Diptera, Psychodidae. Gene Ontology annotation, biological process: sodium ion transport; regulation of pH; proton transmembrane transport. Gene Ontology annotation, cellular component: membrane. The transcript has 21 exons. The record is from RefSeq and is a predicted model, not a curated record. The coding region runs from base 478 to 3843 and encodes 1121 amino acids.
AGAGAAGAAAAUCCAGAGCGAGUUUUCCACCAAAACUCCCCAGUAGUGUUUCAAUGUGGCCGAGUGAGAAAUGGCGGCCAGUUUCUGUGAAAAUUGUCUGUGGGAAAAUCAUCACUUAAAGACAUUUCAUCAAUUGCUGCCACUAAAGCUGUUUGAUUGAAGUUAAAAUUAACAACGUGCUUUAUCCUUUUAUAUUUAUCGUGCUUCAGAUGGUUGCAUGAUGGCAAAUAACUCAAAUGACUGCGGCAACAUUUGAAAUCACAUUGGGAGCUUUAUUGGACAAUGUUGUGUGAACUGGAAGGGGAUUCAAGUGAUACGUGAAACAUUUAUUUUGCUUCAAUUAGCCAAAUAAGCUCAAUUAAAGUGUUUUGUAUAUGAGAACACUUUGAUAAAUAAGACGCUGCAAGCAGACUCCUUGAAGGACACCCCCCAAAGACAAUUCUGUGAUUUAAAUUGAAAAAGUCUUGUGCUACGAAAAUGACUCCAUUUUUACUGCAACAAGAGAUGAAUCUGUCGCGUCAAGGAUGCUGCAACACGGAAAAAUCAUCGAAAAUGCAAGAAGCCACACAAGAGCAUCACACGAAUCAAUGUAGUCAAUUUUUCCCUCAAGUCCAAUGUGUAUAUAAUAGAAAUAUUAGAUUAAUUAGUAACGGCAGCAUCCUGUUGUGCAGAUACAUGAGAAAUUGUGUUAAUUGCGGAAAAGGCAACAACACUACGAUGGCCGUAAUUAUGGUGCUUUUAGGAGUGCUCUUAUUUCGCACAGAACUUGUUAUGGCGAGACCCAAUCGCACAACUGCUGAAGGAUCAGCGGAAAUAUUCACAAUUGACUCUGCACGUGUACAGUCAGCGGACUUAAAAUCAACUUAUCCUGGUUUGGAUUUAGGUCCAAUCGCACCAGGAAAGAGAUCAGCUGAAGUUUUGGCAUCUGACCCAACGACACCUAGUUUACAUAACGAUGAAGCUACGGAUAUACAAACGAGUGAUAAAGAGGGUCAUGGUAGUCAACACCCGGACCGAUAUCCCGUGACGACUGUUGAAUUUUCUCGCGUAGAAACGCCUUUCAUCAUCGGUAUUUGGAUACUUUCAGCGAGUAUAGCAAAAAUUGGGUUCCAUAUGACGCCAAAACUGAAUAAAAUCUUCCCCGAAUCUUGCCUUCUAAUUGUUGUUGGUGUUAUUAUUGGAAUAAUAUUAUUUUACGCGACAAGUGUCCAAAUAUCUCCGCUCACGCCGGACACCUUCUUUUUCUACAUGCUGCCACCAAUAAUUCUGGAUGCUGGAUAUUUUAUGCCAAACAGAUUAUUCUUUGAUCACCUGGGUACUAUUUUGUUAAUGGCUGUGGUGGGAACAAUAUUUAAUAUUGCCACAAUUGGAACAUCCCUUUGGGCUUGCGGACUCACAGGUAUUUUCACAGUGGAGGGACGCGAAAAUAUUCCCUUCUUGGAUAUGUUUCUCUUCUCCUCCCUCAUCUCUGCUGUGGAUCCUGUUGCUGUUUUGGCUGUAUUCGAAGAGAUUCACGUUAAUGAAAUUUUAUACAUUGUCGUCUUCGGGGAAUCUCUACUCAACGAUGCCGUCACGGUAGUGGUUUAUCACAUGAUGGACUCCUACAGUGAAAUGGGUAUAUCAAAUAUACAGGCUGUGGACAUUGUGAGUGGUGUGGCGUCUUUUUUUGUCGUUGCUCUUGGUGGCACAUUCAUCGGCGUUAUUUGGGGUUUCCUUACUGGACUAGUGACGAGAUUUACGGAUCAUGUUCGUGUAAUUGAACCAAUUUUCAUUUUUGUGAUGGCAUAUUUGGCUUAUUUGAAUGCAGAAAUUUUCCACAUGAGCGGUAUUCUAGCCAUAACUUUCUGUGGUAUAACAAUGAAGAACUACGUAGAAGCAAAUAUUUCACACAAAUCCCAUACAACCGUGAAAUAUGCACUGAAAAUGCUCUCCAGCUCUGCAGAAACAAUCAUUUUCAUGUUCCUGGGAGUAGCUACUGUCAACAAUACACACGAAUGGAAUACAUGGUUUGUCCUCUUAACCAUUCUCUUCUGUACAGUUUUUCGUAUAUUAGGUGUUAUUCUACUUGUGGCGAUAGCUAAUCAAUUUAGACUCCAUAAAUUAUCCAAAGUGGAUCAAUUUGUGAUGUCAUAUGGGGGUCUCCGUGGUGCUGUGGCCUUUGCUCUGGUACUUCUCAUAAACGAAAGAGUAGAGUACCACCGAAUGUUCGUGACAACAACAAUUGCCGUCAUCUACUUUACUGUUUUUGUCCAGGGUAUCACAAUAAAACCAUUGGUGAGGAUUCUCAAUGUGAAGCGAGCUGAAAAGAAGAAACCAUCCAUGAAUGAGAGAAUUCACGAAAGGUUUAUGGAUCAUAUGAUGGCAGGGAUUGAAGAUAUUGUUGGAAAGACUGGAAAUUACAAUGUUAGAGAUAAAUUUAAGAGAUUUGACAAUAGAUUCAUCCGACCGUAUCUCAUUAGAGAUCUUCAAGGUGCUGAACCGAAAAUCCUUGAGACAUAUUCUAAAUUGGCAAUGAAAGAUGCAAUGGAUUUUAUGCGUCGGAAUCCAUCUACACUGGGCCAAAUGACCGGCACAGAAUCGAUGAGUGCUCUUUUCAGGAAUUAUGCCGGAUAUAUGGGCGGCAGGUUGGGCACAUCCAUGUACAAUACAAACUGUCCGAGCUUUUCGAAUUUGGAAAAUUCUUCACGGAACUUGGAUAUGCAGGAGUUGGACUAUAAUCCAUCUAAGAAAGAUCUUACUGACGCCAAAAUUCACCAUCUUCUAGCUGAGGAACUAAAACCAAGACGGCAUCGUCGCUUGAGCUAUAGCCGUCAUGCUGUUGAUGAUAGAGAUUUAUCGACACAGGUUAAUUACAAGAUGCACAUGAAUAUCCGGCGUAUGGUGAAUGAUCGAAAGCAUCAUAAGCGCAGCAAAAGAAUAAAUAAGGAUGGUAGCAGUAAACAGAAUCAUGUAUCAUUUCCUGAAUUCCAACAAAAUGGCUCGGCAAAACAACUUUCCCAUGUCGAUUACAUCAAUGAGGUGCUGCAUGAAGAUGUUGAAGAAGAUCCAAAACAGAAGGCGGCAGGACCCACAAAUGAAGAUGGUGAUGACGGCCUAACAUUCACAGCAAAAGCAUCACGUGAAAUUGAUAAAAAUCCUGUUGAAGAAGAUAAGCGACUGUCUAAAGAAUCAGAAGGAGAUGAAAGAGUAACCACACCAACAGCUACUGAGACAGUUUUGCCAUGGAAACGUGGCGAGGAAGAAGGUGAAAAUGGUGCUUUAAAGCAAAAUGAAUUCCCCGCUUGGGCAUCUAAUAAAGAGUACUUAGCUUAUAAUUCACCAAGUGCGACUUUCCUAGGUGGCCUAACAAAACCUAAACAGGCAAAGUCUGUGAUAGGUCUCUUUCGGCGUGAAUCAUCGGGAUCUGGCUCAGCACAGGCGGCAAACCCGAUAACAGGCAGUGAUUCGUCAAUUCAAAUGGACAGCAGUGCUGGAUCUGGGCAAACAUCAACACCAACGGGCCGUAGUGCAGCCAGUGACAAGAGGUCAGCAUCAAUUUGUGCCAUCAUGGAUGAUUACAGACCGAGUACUGGACCGUUCCCCGUAACUGCUAGUCACCGUCGGAAUACACGCAGAGGGUCAAUGCUGGAGCUGAGUGGGGAAGCAAUUCCAGAGGAAAACUACACGAAAUCGCUUUCGAGGGAGAAGUAUGGGGCACGGAAUCAACCAAUCCCACUUCUCAGAAUGACAACACCAAAGAAAGUGCCACGUGGGACAAAUCCCCAAGCAGAAGCUCUUCUGUCCAACAGCAGCACAGAAACCGAAAGCGAGGACGACGAUGAGGUCAACAGGAAAGAUACGUGAGAGUUUAUUCAAGAAGGACGAGUACUGAGCAUUGAAUGGCCUUUUGAAGUCAUAAUUUAGUGGUAUGUCUUUACUGAAUGUUUGAGAAUUAGUAUGCAAUGAAAAUUAAGAUUCUCUAUAAUAAGAUUCUCCAAAAAAAAAGAAGAAGAGAUACACUAUACACAUAAUAAUUUUAUUUUUUAAAUUAAAAUGGAGACGUCAGAAGAAUUUGUGAGAGAAUAAAAAACAAGAGUUUUCAGAAUUGAAUGGAAUAUUUAAAAUUAGGGUUCCAUAGAGUACUUACAUUCUUGUUAUUUUUGUACUUAUCUAUACAUACAUUUUUGACUAUUGGAGACUGCAUUUUUAAUAGAUUUUUUCUGUAUUAAUGUAUGUACCAUAAAAACAUUUCAAAUUCUAUUUUAAUUAUAUUUUUUACUCCUUUAUAAUUUUACAAAAAAAAUUGUAUAAAUAACUACCAGCUGAACCAUUUAGUUUAUAGACUAAAUGCUUAUGUAAUAAAGGUGUAUGUACAUUGAAUUUUACCAUAUUGAGAUGUCUAAAAAUUUAUCAUAGGAAUUCCCAUUACUUAAUGUAUUUAUUUAGGAGAAUUGUAAUGAAUUGGACUUUCUACGAUAAAAUGCUUUAGACAUAGCAAUAAAAUGCACAUACCCGCACACACUUAAGGCACUUUAGUUAAAAAAAAAAUAAAAACCCAACAAAGUGUUUACUCUCGAAAAAAAAUGUUAAAAACUUACAAAAGCCUCCAUCAAAAUUUCAGCGUAUCGUGGAGUUUGGGUGAAGUUGAGCAAAAAGUUUUAGGUCCCCUUUGAAAAAGUCGAAUGUUAUGCUUCUAGAAUCUAGUAUAAUAUUAUAUUUCAACCGGAAAAGUAUUAAAAUCCUCUUUUUCUGAACUUCAGAUUGUUUUUAUUUUCUUUUAUUAAUGAAAGUACUGCGAUAUUUUUUUCAAACGCAUCCUAACUCAGCAGUACUGGUUACCCCGAUUACCCUAUAAAUGAAAAGAAGGAAAGAAUAAUAUUAGAAUUACCUACUAGUCUUUGUUCUUAUUUAAUGUAUUAAAAAGUUCUUUACAGGUACGCAAUGUACUUAAUUUAUUUGUGCUCCCCAUAAACGUAAUUUGUAAUAUUUUAGUAAAAAGUUUACAAUUUCAUAGUCAGUCUUGCAUAACUUACUUGGUGAUGAAUUCCAACAGUUAAAUGUUAAUACUGAAAUUAGCGGAAGAAUACUUGUCAGUGAUCUUUAAACUCCUUUUGUUUAUUCUUCAAAAAAUUAUAAUUUUUAGUGAUAUUUAUGCAAAAGAUAUAAUUAAUUUAUUGAAAAUAUAUUUAGUUAAUUCGCAUUUAGUUCUGGGAAAUUCCUUAAUUAAAAUAUUAUUCCUUCGCUAAUUCGGUUUUCAUUAAUGCUGUUAUCAGUCAGCAUUCUCCAAAGUAGAAAUAAAUGCGCUAAACUAUACGUAAUGAGAUUUGAUUUUAAAAUUUUAUUUUUUAACCAGAUUUACAUUGAGGGUAAAAAUAUUUUCCUAUUAGUAAUUUUAUUUCCUGAUUACAGAAAUGAAAAACCUAAAUAACAAAUAUUCUAUUUUUUUUUAAGAUUUUAUAGGCUCUCUAUAUAUUUUUUUAAACAAAUUCAAAUCCAAACUAUCUGAACCAGUAAAAUAACUUAAAUAUUUUAUCUAUUAAUAAUUAAUUUGUGGCUAGAUUCUUAUAUGAAACAUAACUUUUAUGUACGCACGUGCGUGAUAUAUGUGUAAGAGUAUUUUGGUGCGUUUCCACAGAGUUUUUCUGUUCGGGAGCUUAUCGUCUUAUUUUUCGAGAGUUUUCGAUACAUUCACAAAAACAUAGAAAAAUCUUGUAGAAAAAACUUACAGAAAGAUUACGUUUCAUAUCAGAAUCUACCUACUAUUCUCCAUUAAUACUUAAAUAUAUAAAUUUUAAAUUAAAAAAUUUCUUUCCACUUUUUGUUUUUCUUUAAUGAUUUUCUGAGAAAAAAAAUCAACAAUAAAAUGAAAAUUAUUAAAACAUGUACGACUGAAAUAAUGAGAAUCCUGCAAAAUUAAUACGUAGUUAAAGGAAAAAUUCUUGAGCAAAUGAAAAAUUAUUCUCAACAGAUUAGAAUAUUAGAUUAGACCGAAUAUAGAUAAAUUUAGUUUAGGUUGCAAAAAAGUGUCUGGAAAAAAAUUGUUCUAUGCUCGAAAAUUCGUUGUUAUCGUUUGAAAAAUAAAAAUAACGAAACGUGAUUAAUUGAGUGUGAAUGACAAUAUUAAAUUUUAGUAAAAUAUACUUAUGUGAGAAAAUAUGAUUUAAAAAAGUGUCUAUAUUCUACAAAAUGAAAAAUUAAUUAAAACAAAAUAAAUACCUACACAUUAUACUAUAUUUAAUGAAAUUUAAAUAUGUAAAUUGAAAGAAAAAAUUAUUUGUAGUAAAAUGAAAUGAAAAUUGCGGUGAAAAUAUUCAUUGAUAUAUAAUUUUUAUUUUACCGAUUGAAUGAGGUGAAAUUGCAAUGGAAUGAGUAUGUUGUUUCUACGUGAAUGAAAAUUAAAUAAAUUAGGGGAAAUCAUCUUAUAAGAUGGAACUCGAAUCCACAAAUAAACAAAAAAAAAAGAGUAAAUUAGAAUUGGGGAAAACACUUUUUUUCUGCCAAGAGAGUAUAUAGCAAAUUUAUAAUAAAGUAUAAUAAAUUCAUUAGAAAGCUCUAUUUUCAUAUUAAGCAUUUUUUUCGAAGAUAAAAUGAAAAUAAUUGAAAAUUAUUUUAAACGUAAUUAUAAACAUUUUACUCAAUGAGAUAAAGAAAAGAAAUUAAAUUGAUGAGAUCUCUAAGCAAUUAAAAUAAUACUUUUACUUUAUAACAACAGCAAAUACCAUCAUCAAAUGCGAGCUAAGACCCUUAUUAAAAAUUAGGAAUUUCAUGAAAAAAAAAAGUAAUUACAAGAUCCUUUAUUUGACGGGGAGAGUGGGUACUUACAAUAAAAAAGUUUCAUAAACAUCACAAGUAUUAUUACAAAGGAAACUUUGUUAUUAAAUGCGCACAGAGAAAUGAUACUCCUUGGAGUAAAAGAGCAAAUAUAUCUCUCAAGCAAACAGCAAAAAUAAAAUGCAAAAUGAAAUUCAAAUACUUGUUAUUACCACUUGUGUGGAAUAUCAAUUUAAAAAAAAAAACAACACCCGCAUUUAACGAGAUUGAGUGCAUUUUUAUAGUAAGAAUUAUGUAUUUUGAAAUUGGAAAAAGAAGUGCAAGUGGCUUCCAAAAUUCUCUUCUUUCUGCACGUCGAUUUAAUCAUCGUUUGGUACUUUUAUCUUCUGUGCAAAUUUUCCAAAAAAACCGACAAAAAUUUGAAAAAAUAUUUUUUUUUAAUAUUUAAAAAAAAACAGCAUCAUACAAAAUUCAGGUUAAAAGCAAAGAAAUUAAAAACCAAUUAAAAAAGACAAACUCAUCACAAAACAUAACAAUGGUCUGAUCGGAUUAUAUAACUUUUGGCGAAAGAUAGAAAAAUAUAUUUUUUAAUGUAAAAUGUAUUACAAAUUACCCUACUGCUAACACAUGAAUUAAUAAAAAAAAAUGGCAUAGUCCAAGAAGUUUGAGAAAAA